This is a messenger RNA of Sodiomyces alkalinus F11, 2706 nucleotides long. RefSeq names its product transcriptional activator protein acu-15. The transcript is spliced from 3 exons. The record is from RefSeq and is a predicted model, not a curated record. Gene Ontology annotation, biological process: regulation of DNA-templated transcription; DNA-templated transcription. NCBI's taxonomy places the organism in Eukaryota, Fungi, Ascomycota, Sordariomycetes, Glomerellales, Plectosphaerellaceae. The coding region runs from base 1 to 2706 and encodes 901 amino acids. Gene Ontology annotation, molecular function: zinc ion binding; DNA binding; DNA-binding transcription factor activity, RNA polymerase II-specific.
AUGCCGGGUAUAUUACCUAUGAAAGUCAUAAAGGUCGGCAGCAGCUCACAGAGCCGCAUAGCACAAGCCUGUGACCGCUGCCGAAGUAAAAAGAUCCGCUGCGACGGGAUCAGGCCGACCUGUUCACAAUGUGCCAACGUCGGCUUCGAGUGCCGAACCAGCGACAAACUUAGCCGUCGUGCUUUCCCCCGUGGGUACACCGAGUCGUUAGAGGAGCGUGUCCGCCAGCUUGAAUCCGAAGUCCACGAGUUGAAGGAUCUGCUGGAUGAGAAGGACGAGAAGAUUGAUAUGCUGUCCAAGAUGCACGGAAAUGGCCGCCGCUCUGCCCCCUCCAUGGGCUCACCCGGUAGCUCUCCGACUUCGGAGCCACGCAAGGAGUCCCUACCUCCUACUAAAGAGGAUACCUUCAAAGUACAAGCAUCACCGCUUCUUCUUGGUGUUGAAAAUUCCGAUUCAUAUUUCAUGGGCCCUUCGAGUGGCCGCAGCUUUAUUGAGGCAUUCAAGCGGAGAUUGCAAGAAAGCGGGAAAACCUGCUCCGAUUUCAACGCCGAGGCGUUCCUGCACAUCCAGGGCUGUCCACCCCUGACACAAGAUGCUGUGAGAGACACCAUGAGGGUGCCACCGCGGCUCUUCUCAGAUCGCUGUGUCAACGUCUACUUCCAGGAGUGGGCUCCGCUAUUUCCUGUUCUCCAUAAACCUACCUUCCUCCGCAUCUACGAGGAUUUCGUCUCGGAUCCUGAGAAGAUCAAGAGCAAUCACAAGGUUGCGCAGAUCUACCUCGUCUUUGCCAUCGCCACUCUCUCCAGCAGCUCGCCCGACGUGGAGCAGCUCGCCUCUUGUGAACGUCGAUGGCAGCGCGCCAUCGACGCCAUCCUGAUGGAGAACACCAUGGCAACUCUACAGUGUCUAGUCCUAGCGCUCAUGUACUGCACCGCGAGAGCGGACUACAAGCGCUUGCAGCAUUACAAGGGCGUCGCCGUCGGCCUAUCUCAUCGCCUGGGUCUCCACCAAAGCCAGAAACGCUUCUCAUUUGGUGCCCUGACCAUCGAAACCCGUAAGAAGGUCUUUUGGACCUUGUACACUCUUGACUGUUUCUCUGGAUCUGUGCUUGGCCUUCCCAAGCUUCUCAAGGAGGACGAUAUCCACGCCGAGUAUCCUUCCGACACCGACGAUGAGUAUGUGACGGAGAAGGGGUUUCAGCCGACUCUCCCAGGAGAAUACACCAAACUCUCCAGCGCUCUUGCCCUCUUCCGCUUCUCCCGAAUCCUCGCCAAGGUUCUAGAGAAGAACUACCCUGCCGCAACCUCUCACGAGCUGUCCCUCCAGCAGAUGUCCGCCUUGGAGGCUGAGCUCAACGGCUGGCUGGAAUCCCUCCCGGCCCACCUGAAGCUUAAUUUCGUGCAAGAUAAGCCUUCGACGGACGUGACGGGAAGCAGGUCGCCUCUUCUGGCCCUCGCCUACUAUUUCACUAGGAUCCUCAUUUACCGCCCUGCCGUUGGGUCGUCCCUGGGGCAGAAGGCGGCCCCGGCGCUUAUGUCCGUCAGCGACUCAAGCAAGCACAUCAUCCAGAUCGUCCAGCUGCUCGAGGAGCGUGGCAUGUCGUUCUCCUUCUGUCUCAACAAGGCAGAUACUCUUAUGCUGUGUGGCAUGUCGCUUCUGUAUCAGAUCGUGGGUCUGAAGAAAGACAGCAAGAUGAUGAAGGACGCCGAACGCCUGGUCAACGGCGUUGUGAAGACCGUUAUGACAGCAAAGGCGCCAGGGUGCAUUGACUUCGCACUAGUUUCCGGCAAGCUGAUUCAUCUGGACGAACCCUCCUCCUUGGCGGCUCCUCCAACAACCCGAGACUCGCCAGGCGCCAACGAGCUUCCCACCUUGCAGCGUGCCUCACCGCCAGUGUCUCCCUCCAACCAGAACUCCCCUCCUGCUCAAGAUGCUCUUCGUCGGCUUCAGGGCGCAUCCUCUAGUGAAUCCGACCUCCUUCGCCAUCAGGAACGGUUGCGCCGUAUGACCAUGCCUAGUACGCAGCAGCGCCCCGACCUCCACCGUUCCCGGUCUCGGCCAUCGUUCGAUGACUUGCAGCCUCGAGAUGUUACGGCGGCAAGACACGACCAGCGCCACUCGUUAUCACAGGCACCGACUGACCGACACCAUGGGACGCCUCCAACACCGAGACAGAAUUUGGAUUAUCUGUCGCUCUCUAAACCGUCGGGCAGGUCAGCGCCGUCCUCGGAUCGGCAGGCUCGCCUUCGGCAACAGCAUAUCAUGUCGCAGACUCGCCAUCCUCUCGCGCAGAGUUAUUCGUCUCCACAACAGCCACAAAAAGCAGCCGGCGUAUCGCCUUCGGAAUGGGAGGCUCUGCUCGGUUCUAUGGACGGCGGCUUCAACAACGUAUACGAUGCUAUCUACGGCGGGCCCCCGUUGGCAUUGAAUGAAGGGACACCGCCUUCAACCAACUUGAACGGAUGGUCGCCCGAUUCCUGGGACCUGACGCACUUUAGCAUUGGCGACUGCAACCCCGGCGCCGCUGCCCCGCCGAGCACACUGAGCGAGGAGAGUCUCAGCUCGGGCGACGACCUCUCGGUUCCCAGCGAAAGUAACAACAACACUGGCGUCAGCACCUUGGAGUAUCGCAAUGCGUUGCUCGCGUCAUGUAACAACAACGACGGAUUCAUACUGAACCCCCCGGAUAAUUCUUACACAAUGUGA